CAGGUCAAGGGGAGCCUGCCAGCCUUUCAGCGGGACAAGCAGGGUGCUCCUCGAGGGUCCUCGUCCCUGCACCAAGACCCCUCCGAGACCUGAGCCUGCAUCUCCAGUUUCUCAAGCCCUCCGCUCUGCAGCAUCCCCUCCAUCGUGCCCGGCUGCCACCAGGGCUCUGCCUGCUUCGUUCCAGCCCCGCUCAUGGCUGCUGCCAAGCGCGGUCACCACCCAGUGAAGGAGGCGAUGGACAUCGACAUCCCGUCCAAGCCCUCGCAACCUCACUGGUACGAGCGCUACGUCCAGCCCUGCGUGGCCGAGCUGCUGGGCAGCGGGCUCUUCAUCUUCAUCGGCUGCCUCUCCGUGAUCGAGGAUGCAGAGGGCACGGGGAGGCUGCAGCCCGCCCUGGCACACGGGCUGGCCCUGGGGCUCACCAUUGCCAUCCUGGGAGACAUCAGCGGAGGACACUUCAACCCCGCCGUGUCCUUGGGCGUGUGGCUGGUCGGCGGGCUGAACAUGACGAUGCUCAUUCCUUACUGGCUCUCCCAGCUCUGUGGAGGGACGAUAGGAGCCAGCCUGGCAAAGGCCGUGGCGGCGAGCGAGCGGUACGUGAAUGCCAGCGGAGGAGCCUUCAGCAGCAUCGCAGCUGAUGAGCAGAUCCCCUCCGUCCUCAUGGGCGAGAUCGUCAUGACCACCUUCCUGGUCCUCGCGGUCUGCAUGGGCGCCGUCAACGGGAAGACCAAGACCCCGCUGGCACCUUUCUGCAUCGGCUUGACGGUCACGGUUGACAUCCUGGCGGGAGGUGGCGUGUCCGGAGCCUGCAUGAAUCCUGCCAGAGCCUUUGGGCCGGCUCUGGUAGCGAACUACUGGGACUAUCACUGGGUUUACUGGGUAGGGCCCAUGGUCGCUGCCCUCCUUGUCGGCGUGCUGGUGAGGCUCCUGAUCGGCGACCGGACCAUCCGCCUGCUCCUGAAGUGAUGCCAGAUGCAGGGCUGCGUGCGUGCCGCUGUUGCUGACCUGCCGCGGGCGGCCGGUGCGGCUCAGCACAGCCGCCGUUGAAGCUCCCUGCUCCUGCUCCUCGCCAUCCCACCUCCCCUCUGCAUCUCCCAGGCACCUUGUGCUCAGGAGAUGGUUCACUUGAUGCCGCAGGGACGAUGGAAAGCAGCCCAGCUGAACCAGGCAGCCCUGCACUGGCAGCAGGGCCGGGCAGCGCUGCUCUCACCCCGCUCGCCAGGGCUCUGCCAGCCCCUGCCGCGGCUGUGGGACCGACUUGCCAGGAGCAUCCUCUGACCCACAGCAGCACCCGUGGGGUCCGAGCCUUCCCCGGCAUCGGUCGUGCACGGCAUCCGUCCCACCGGGGCCGUGCCUGGGUGUCUGCGGUGCCAGGGAGCCCUGCGCCCUCCGGGGUGGGCACCACUGUCCCGUGCUCGGGUGGUCCGGUGUGUGUGGCAGUGGCCGGCAGCCCCGUGCUGGGCUGCUCUCCAGGAGCAUCUCCAGCUCCCUGGGGCAGGGAGUGAGAGCUGCCCGUUCCCAAACACCCUGUGAGGAGCCUGCCGUAAUCCUGCCAAGGUGGCGAGAAGCUGAGUCGAGCAGCCCUGCCUGGGGACUCUAUGAUAUUGCUUGCCAGUGCUGACACUAAUCGAUUUCUAACUUCCUCAUGACAAUAUUAAUUCCGAGGCCCGAUGCAGCUAGCUCCCUCUGCCUUGGCACACACCUGCGGGAGCUCCCCAGCCCCGAACGUGACGGUGGGUGCUGCGAGGGUCCGUGCCCUGCCCUACACCAACUCCUGCAUUUGUCUCCCAUUUGAGCAUCUCUGCUCUCUCUCCACCAGCUCCCUCCUCAGCAUCCAGCCCGCGGGGAGCCCAUGCUCCAGCAUGGCAGGAUGUUCCUCCACAGGAGCCCGCUUGACGGCUUGUGCCGUGGAUCGGCUCCUGUCCCUCGCGCAGCUCCAGGAUGAUGCCGAGCAGCUCUUGCCUGUGGCCUGCCCCACAGAGACUGACACAUAGGAGGUGAUGGGAGAAGGGAGCUUUGGUGGCAGUCCGAAUUCUGGCCCCUCUUGGCAUCAGGAGGGCCAGGGGUGAUGUGCCCACCGAGAGCUCAGGGUGGGUCCAUCCCUCCCCUGCCAGAGGACGAGUGCUGGGGGCCGGGCGGCGAGGGAAGGGGGCUGCCUUGGCGGAGGGAGCUGCUGCCAUAAGCAGGAGGAGUCGGCAGAAGGAAAAUGAUGGAGCUGUGUGGGCAGGGGGAGAGGAGCCAGCGCAGCAGCUUUACGUCAGCCGGGUAUCCGUCCCCUACGGCAGCUCUGCCCUGACUCAUCGUGCGGACUUGCCAGCUUCCACCGGGGCGGGGGGGGGGGAUUCACAGGGACCCCGUCCUCACCGCUCGAAGGGUUUCUUGGGUGGUAAACUGGCACAUGAGCAUCAUUGCGAGUACUCCCAGCCCCAGCAGGGAACCCCUCAAGUUACCUGGCUUUAGUCACUCCUAAUUCUGCAAACUUUUAACUUGGGCAACGUCUGUUGCUUUCCCAGCCCCUACAAGAGUGGCUCUGAGGUGCCCCGAGGGAAGGGGCUGUGCUGGGGGGGCCUGUGCCCCCCGCAUGGGGCUGCCCAGCCCAGCACCCGGGGCACCAGUCCAGAAACGGGGCUGGAGAGCAGGGGGAGACAGGAGUGGGAGAGGGCCAGGUUGCUGCAAGCGGGAGCAAUAGCAUCUUCGCAGGGCCAGGACCUUGUGCUGGGCUCCGGCUGUUCCCCGUCUCCUGCUGCCAGUGGGUCUGGAGGAAACCCCCAGGGUAAAGCAGAUGCUUCCUACCUCUUUUCACAGGCUGUUCCACGCAGAGGCAGAAAAGCCGUUGCUGUGGCAGGGAGGAGGUUCCCAGCUUUCUGAUGUCCCCGUGGGGCUGGCAGAGCCCCGCACAAUGUCACCUCUCUAUUUUCAGCUUGCUUUCUAUUUUCCCAGCCCAGGAGGUGACCCACACAUGCACGCAUGCACGCACGCACAUACAACGAUGCAUUCUUUUUUAGAAAAGGACAAGGUUGUAGAGAUGCUGAAGUGAGGAAAUGCUGGAAUUAAAGCAUCCCUGACUCGGGGCGUGUGUAUUUGCCUGCAUCCCUUCCCGCAGGCAGCUCUCCCAGGGCUGGGCAGGGGGACGUGGUACCCCGCGGUGGGCAGGACGGGCCCCAGGUGAGCCGGGGCACAGGCAGCUGCUCAUUCAGGAAGGAAAAUGAUGCAACCCACAGAAGGAGACAAAUAGCAUGAAGAUGUCACUAGGACGGUUGUCAUGGCAACGCCACAAAAAAUGCCAAACCAAACAAGGAGCAAAGUCGCUGCUUCCUCCCCAGAGGGACCCUGGGGGGGUGCGGGAGCGGGUGCUGGUGGGAGCUGGGGGCCGUGGGGAGCCACUGGGGGGGCCCUGACCUGCCCCGGCCCCUGCUCGGGGCGCAGACCUCUGCAGCUGCCACACUUGGGCAGGAUGGGCACCCACCUUCCCCUUUCGAGAGGAAGCACGGCCCUGCGACACCGCAGGAAACACGCUUAUGGCUGCAGCUGCUUCUGCGCGGGGCAGGCUCCCUCCUGCAUCCCAGCUCCCUCCUGCAUCCCAGCUCCCUCCUGCACCCCGGCUCCAGGGCCCUUUGCCCGGCGGGUGCAGGCGAGGUGGGCUGGGGGGCUGCGGUCCCACCGGGGCGGCGA
This is a messenger RNA of Harpia harpyja (harpy eagle), 3672 nucleotides long. It is a transcript of the gene AQP8, whose product is annotated as aquaporin 8. Gene Ontology annotation, cellular component: plasma membrane. The transcript is spliced from 5 exons. NCBI's taxonomy places the organism in Eukaryota, Metazoa, Chordata, Aves, Accipitriformes, Accipitridae. The record is from RefSeq and is a predicted model, not a curated record. Gene Ontology annotation, biological process: water transport; transmembrane transport. Gene Ontology annotation, molecular function: water channel activity. Bases 193 to 966 code for a protein of 257 amino acids.